GGUUACGCGAGUUGAUUUGUACGUUGUUCUUCCCUCCCCCUUUCCAAAGACGGUGCUCGUUUCGGCUGUUUGGCAGAGUUUGCUGCGAAGAACGGGGAGUUUUCCCCCGAAUUCCCCAAAGGCGAUCCAGGUGGACACGCUAUUAUUCGGGAAAUAUAACAGACUUGUUGUGAGAUGUCGCUGCGCGUAUUUUUGGUGGCAUUUUCAGGCGGCGGCAGCGGAGCGUCCAAGCCAGGCUAAGCUAAGCUAAGCUUAACUACGUCGUAGUGACGACGUCGUGUUUGACUUGGCUUUUACUUUUCCUUGGGAAUAUCUUCUGAUACAUCAAAACCUUCAUUUUUGUCCGCGUCUCAAAGCAGCGGCGGAACGGCCGGAGACCAUUUGCGGUCGUUAGCCUAAGCGAGCUACACCCACUCCAAAGCGAGUUAAUUUUUGACGUCAGCUGGUCCAGCGGUCGGGACACCAGCGGAAGAAUCCAGUGGAUUUAGCAAAUGCUGGCCGAGAUAGUCUAGCUCAGCCACAUCGGCACAAACUAGCCUAGCAAGCUAGCUAGCGAGCGAGUCAAACUUUCACCAGCACGGCCUGUUUUUCACGAGCAUCGCUCGAGGCACCAGCGUUGGAUUCGAACUCCUUUAGCUUGGAGUGCUAACAGCUAGCGAAAGAGGGAGCCGAGCCACAUCAGUGUCAGUGCGGAUUGAUUUUCAAGUCGCCCGGCGGAAGAAGCUAAAGUAGACAGGCUAACAGGCGGCUUGGUUUUGACGUCACCCGCCCAGCGUAGUCCACGGGGCACCUGCGGAGGGAUCUAGCGGAUUCACUCCAAACUUGGCCUACCGAGCUAGCAGCAGAAACGCGGAUUGAUUUUGCUUGGCUGGAGCGGACUGGCGGCUAAUGUUAGCCUAGCGCCGCGCGGACACAGACUGAUUUCGACGACACUCGAACGGGGAGAAAUCUAGCGGACUAGCUCGUGUGAGCCGACCCGAGCUACAUCGUGACGGGCCGCUUUUGCCGUCGCCACAUGACCUCCGCCAGCUAAACUUAGCCGCGCCUAGCAGCGCUCUCGCUCGCCCGUCUCCCCCUCUUCCUAGCAGCGUUGUUUUUCGGCGGAGCCAGCAUGGCCACCAGCGGCUACUCCGACCUGCGCGACAAGCUCCGCUCCAUGCCGCCGCACCGGGACGAGCACCGGACAAGCAACGGCAGCACGGGGCGAAAGCGGCGCCGCCGCGAGUCCGACGACGACGAGUGCGAUCACAGCGACGACAGCGGCGAGCUCCGCGAGCAGGAGGCCCAGCGGGUGCGCAGCAGCGCCCUCCAGAAGAGCAUCUUCACGCCGGAGGAGUGCGCGCGCAUCGAGGGGAAGAUCGACGAGGUGGUGGCCAAGGCGGAGGCCGGACUGUACCGCGAGCACACGGUGGACCGCGCGCCGCUGCGCAACAAGUACUUCUUCGGCGAGGGCUACACGUACGGGGCGCAGCUGGAGAAGCGCGGGCCGGGCCAGGAGAGGCUCUACCGCAAGGGCCAGGUGGACGACAUCCCGAGCUGGGUGCACGAGCUGGUCAUCCAGCGCCUGGUGUCGGCUGGCGUCGUCCCGGAGGGCUUCGUCAACAGCGCCGUCAUCAACGACUACCAGCCGGGCGGCUGCAUCGUGUCCCACGUGGACCCGCUGCACAUCUUUGCGCGGCCCAUCGUCUCCGUGUCCUUUUUCAGCGACAGCGCGCUCUGCUUCGGAUGCCGCUUCCAGUUCAAGCCCAUCCGGGUGUCCGAGCCCGUCUUUGUGCUGCCCGUCCACCGCGGCAGUGUCACCGUCCUCAGCGGCUACGCUGCUGAUGACAUCACGCACUGCAUCAGACCUCAGGACAUCAAGGAGCGGCGAGCCGUCAUCAUCCUGAGGAAAACCAGACCCGACGCCCCCAGACUGGACUCCGACAGCCCUUUACGUUCGGCCCCGGUGGAGCGGCCGCCCCCCCUCAAAGCCAAGCGCUCGCAUCGAAAGGCCGACCCAGACGCGGCUCACAGGCCGCGCAUGCUGGAGAUGGACAAGGAGGAGAACCGGCGGUCGUCCGGCCAACGGCGUCGCAGCUCGUCUUCGGACGACUACAGGAAGCGCGAGGCCGACUACGACAAACAUCGCGAGAGCUCGUCGCGCAAAGUGAAAAUGCGGCGUCACUGAGGGGCCCCACUUGUUUUCUAGCGGGAGAGCUGUUACUGUCUGAAGAUGUACAUACUUUGGAAAGCUGCUUGUACAUAAGGAAAGCGGAGGUGUACAAAUAACACUUGUCUUAGUCUUUUGUUUUUUUUUUGGUCUUCUUUUCCGCCAGCAUUUCACACCUUUUGUUUGUUAGCCUCAAGCAGUUUAGGAAGAUUGGAAAUUUGGACCUCCUUCACGAGCGCCAGAGGCCGCCUUGUUGCUUUUUCUCUAUUUUAGGAAGAUUGGAAAUUCGGACCUCCUUCACGAGCGCCAGAGGCCGCCUUGUUGCUUUUUCUCUAUUAAAGCACAAAACCUUG
Syngnathus typhle (broad-nosed pipefish) is the source of this 2502-nucleotide messenger RNA. RefSeq names its product alkB homolog 5, RNA demethylase (gene alkbh5). The coding region runs from base 1112 to 2167 and encodes 351 amino acids. The record is from RefSeq and is a predicted model, not a curated record. Gene Ontology annotation, molecular function: oxidative RNA demethylase activity. Gene Ontology annotation, cellular component: nucleus. The transcript has 4 exons. Lineage: Eukaryota; Metazoa; Chordata; Actinopteri; Syngnathiformes; Syngnathidae. Gene Ontology annotation, biological process: mRNA export from nucleus; mRNA processing.